Macaca mulatta (Rhesus monkey) is the source of this 12212-nucleotide messenger RNA. Lineage: Eukaryota; Metazoa; Chordata; Mammalia; Primates; Cercopithecidae. The record is from RefSeq and is a predicted model, not a curated record.
GGGGCUCUGCCACUUCAAGCUCCCGCCCGGCGGCGUGACUGCCCCGGCGAGUCGCAGAGCGGGGAGUGGACACGGAGUAGGGAGCGGAGAGGGAAGGAGGAGGAGGAGCAAAGGUGUUGGAGAGAAAACUUCAGAAAGGAACAGGAAACCUGCCGGGGAGGCGGCGGCGGCUGCGGCUUCUCUGGGCGCCCGGGCUGCGCUCUUCGCGGGGUGUCCGCAGCUGCGGCUUGGCCCCUGCCUGGCUUCCCAGGCGCGCACGCACGGCUGAGCCGCGACGCUUGGUGGCUCGGGCCGUGCCCUCCGCCGCGACUCUUGGCCGCUGCCGUCCCGUGCUCCAAUCCGCUCGUGCCUCGGCGGCUCCCUGGAGAGAGAGCGGCGAGGGCGCAGGGAAGAGGAGGGACGUCCACUGUGGAACAUGAAGCAGCAUGACUGAUAAAAUGUCCAGCUUCCUCUACAUAGGGGACAUCGUGUCCCUGUACGCGGAGGGCUCGGUCAACGGCUUCAUCAGCACCUUGGGGUUAGUGGAUGACAGAUGUGUGGUGCACCCAGAGGCCGGGGACCUUGCCAACCCUCCCAAGAAGUUCAGAGACUGCCUUUUCAAGGUGUGCCCUAUGAACCGAUAUUCUGCCCAGAAGCAAUAUUGGAAAGCCAAGCAAGCCAAACAAGGGAACCACACCGAGGCAGCCUUGCUGAAGAAACUACAGCACGCUGCAGAACUGGAACAAAAACAAAAUGAAUCAGAGAAUAAGAAGCUGUUGGGAGAAAUUGUGAAAUACAGUAAUGUUAUACAACUACUGCAUAUAAAAAGCAACAAAUAUCUUACUGUCAACAAGAGAUUGCCUGCUUUACUGGAGAAGAAUGCCAUGCGUGUGUCCUUGGAUGCUGCGGGAAACGAAGGGUCUUGGUUUUAUAUUCAUCCCUUCUGGAAGCUGAGAAGCGAGGGUGACAAUAUUGUUGUAGGAGAUAAAGUUGUUUUGAUGCCUGUGAAUGCAGGACAGCCACUACAUGCCAGCAACAUAGAGCUUCUUGAUAACCCAGGGUGUAAAGAGGUGAAUGCUGUUAAUUGCAACACCAGCUGGAAAAUCACUUUAUUCAUGAAAUAUAGUUCCUAUCGAGAGGAUGUAUUAAAAGGAGGGGACGUUGUUAGAUUGUUUCAUGCGGAACAAGAGAAGUUUUUGACUUGUGAUGAAUACGAGAAAAAACAGCACAUUUUCCUUCGUACAACCUUGCGCCAAUCAGCUACUUCUGCUACUAGUUCUAAAGCGCUGUGGGAAAUAGAGGUGGUUCAUCAUGACCCAUGCCGUGGGGGUGCAGGACAGUGGAACAGCUUGUUCAGAUUUAAACAUCUUGCAACUGGAAACUAUUUAGCUGCAGAGCUUAAUCCUGAUUAUCGAGAUGCCCAAAAUGAAGGAAAAAAUGUGAGAGAUGACCAUCCAACUUCAAAGAAAAAACGCCAGGCAGGGGAGAAGAUCAUGUAUACUUUGGUUUCAGUCCCACAUGGCAAUGACAUUGCAUCCCUUUUUGAACUCGAUGCCACAACUCUUCAGAGAGCUGACUGCCUGGUUCCAAGGAACUCAUAUGUUCGGUUAAGGCAUUUAUGCACCAACACAUGGGUAACCAGUACUAGUAUCCCCAUAGACACAGAUGAAGAGAGGCCUGUUAUGUUAAAGAUUGGAACCUGCCAAACCAAAGAAGAUAAAGAAGCGUUCGCCAUCGUGUCUGUCCCACUGUCUGAAGUUCGAGACUUAGACUUUGCCAAUGAUGCCAAUAAAGUACUAGCGACCACAGUUAAAAAGCUAGAAAAUGGCACAAUAACUCAGAAUGAAAGGAGGUUUGUAACCAAAUUAUUGGAAGACCUCAUCUUCUUUGUUGCUGAUGUGCCUAAUAAUGGACAAGAAGUUCUGGAUGUGGUUAUCACUAAGCCAAACCGAGAGCGUCAAAAAUUGAUGAGGGAACAAAACAUACUGGCGCAGGUAUUUGGAAUUCUUAAAGCACCCUUUAAAGAGAAAGCAGGAGAAGGCUCAAUGCUGCGACUUGAAGAUCUUGGGGAUCAAAGAUAUGCACCCUACAAGUACAUGCUGCGGCUCUGUUACCGUGUCCUGAGACACUCUCAGCAGGAUUACCGGAAAAAUCAGGAAUAUAUUGCUAAGAAUUUCUGUGUCAUGCAGUCCCAGAUUGGCUAUGAUAUUUUGGCAGAAGAUACUAUCACAGCUUUGUUGCACAACAACAGAAAACUACUAGAGAAACAUAUCACAGCAAAAGAAAUAGAAACAUUUGUCAGUUUACUCAGGAGAAAUCGGGAGCCAAGGUUUUUGGAUUAUUUGUCAGAUCUGUGUGUGUCUAAUACCACUGCUAUUCCUGUAACUCAAGAACUCAUCUGUAAAUUUAUGUUGAGUCCAGGCAAUGCAGACAUUCUCAUUCAAACUAAGGUGGUCUCAAUGCAAGCAGACAACCCCAUGGAGAGCUCCAUCCUUUCCGAUGACAUUGACGAUGAAGAAGUUUGGCUCUAUUGGAUUGACAGCAACAGGGAACCUCAUGGCAAAGCUAUCAGGCACCUUGCUCAAGAGGCAAAAGAAGGCACCAAAGCUGACUUAGAAGUUCUUACCUAUUACAGGUACCAGCUAAACCUCUUUGCAAGGAUGUGCUUGGAUCGCCAGUAUCUGGCCAUAAACCAGAUUUCUACACAGCUCUCUGUAGACCUGAUCCUGCGGUGUGUGUCGGAUGAGAGCCUGCCGUUCGACCUCCGAGCGUCCUUCUGUCGCCUCAUGCUCCACAUGCACGUUGACCGGGAUCCCCAGGAGUCUGUGGUGCCUGUUCGCUAUGCCAGGCUCUGGACAGAAAUCCCCACAAAGAUCACAAUUCAUGAAUAUGAUUCUAUAACAGACUCUUCCCGAAAUGAUAUGAAGAGGAAAUUUGCCCUGACAAUGGAAUUUGUUGAAGAAUAUUUGAAAGAAGUCGUAAACCAGCCCUUUCCUUUUGGGGAUAAAGAAAAAAAUAAACUGACAUUUGAGGUGGUCCACUUGGCUCGGAAUCUUAUAUACUUUGGAUUUUAUAGUUUCAGUGAGUUAUUAAGGCUAACAAGAACACUUCUGGCUAUUUUAGACAUUGUACAGGCUCCCAUGUCGUCAUACUUUGAAAGAUUAAGCAAAUUUCAAGAUGGAGGAAACAAUGUGAUGAGAACCAUUCAUGGGGUGGGAGAGAUGAUGACCCAGAUGGUACUCAGUAGAGGCUCCAUCUUCCCCAUGAGCGUGCCAGAUGUGCCACCCAGCAUCCACCCGAGCAAGCAAGGGAGCCCCGCCGAGCAUGAGGAUGUGACUGUGAUGGACACCAAGCUGAAGAUCAUUGAGAUUUUGCAGUUUAUCCUGAGUGUCAGACUAGAUUAUAGGAUCUCAUAUAUGCUGUCGAUAUAUAAGAAGGAGUUUGGAGAGGACAAUGACAAUGCGGAGACAUCUGCCAGUGGAUCUCCAGAUACUUUACUACCAUCAGCUAUUGUUCCUGAUAUAGAUGAAAUUGCAGCUCAGGCAGAAACUAUGUUUGCGGGAAGAAAGGAAAAAAACCCAGUUCAACUUGAUGAUGAAGGAGGCAGGACAUUUUUACGGGUCCUCAUUCAUCUGAUCAUGCACGACUACCCGCCUUUGCUGUCUGGAGCCCUGCAGCUGUUGUUUAAGCACUUCAGCCAGAGGGCGGAGGUUUUACAGGCAUUUAAGCAGGUGCAAUUACUGGUGUCUAAUCAAGAUGUAGAUAACUACAAGCAAAUCAAGGCAGAUCUAGACCAGCUUCGACUGACAGUGGAGAAGUCUGAGCUAUGGGUUGAGAAGAGCAGCAACUAUGAGAACGGAGAAAUAGGGGAAAGUCAAGUGAAAGGCGGUGAAGAGCCAAUUGAGGAAUCGAACAUUUUAAGUCCAGUGCAGGAUGGAACAAAGAAACCUCAGAUUGACAGCAACAAGAGCAAUAACUACCGGAUUGUAAAGGAGAUUUUGAUUAGGCUAAGUAAACUCUGUGUACAGAAUAAAAAGUGUCGGAUUCAACAUCAACGAUUACUGAAAAAUAUGGGGGCACAUUCAGUGGUGCUAGAUCUUCUCCAGAUACCCUACGAAAAGAAUGAUGAAAAAAUGAACGAAGUAAUGAAUCUAGCCCAUACGUUUCUGCAGAAUUUCUGUCGAGGAAAUCCACAGAAUCAAGUUCUUCUUCAUAAACAUCUGAAUUUGUUUUUAACUCCAGGUCUCCUUGAAGCAGAAACCAUGCGGCACAUCUUCAUGAACAAUUACCAUCUGUGCAACGAAAUUAGCGAGAGAGUUGUACAGCACUUUGUGCACUGCAUUGAGACACAUGGCCGCCACGUGGAGUACCUGAGGUUUUUGCAAACAAUUGUGAAAGCAGAUGGUAAAUAUGUGAAGAAAUGCCAGGAUAUGGUAAUGACAGAGUUGAUAAAUGGGGGUGAAGACGUGCUGAUAUUUUACAAUGAUAGAGCGUCAUUUCCCAUCCUUCUCCAUAUGAUGUGUUCAGAGAGAGACCGAGGGGAUGAGAGUGGCCCCUUAGCCUACCACAUCACCCUGGUGGAGCUGCUGGCAGCAUGCACAGAGGGGAAAAAUGUCUACACUGAAAUCAAGUGUAAUUCCCUUCUCCCGCUGGACGACAUAGUGAGGGUGGUGACCCAUGACGACUGCAUCCCUGAGGUUAAAAUUGCUUAUGUGAACUUUGUUAAUCACUGUUAUGUUGACACUGAAGUGGAAAUGAAAGAAAUCUAUACAAGUAACCACAUUUGGAAAUUAUUUGAGAACUUCUUGGUGGAUAUGGCAAGGGUUUGCAACACAACUACAGACAGGAAACAUGCAGACAUCUUUUUGGAAAAGUGUGUUACUGAGUCAAUAAUGAAUAUUGUGAGCGGCUUCUUUAAUUCCCCCUUUUCAGACAAUAGUACCAGCCUCCAGACACAUCAGCCAGUUUUUAUUCAGCUACUGCAAUCUGCCUUCAGAAUUUACAAUUGCACCUGGCCAAACCCGUCACAGAAAGCCUCGGUGGAAUCCUGUAUCAGAACUUUGGCUGAAGUGGCAAAAAAUCGUGGAAUUGCCAUUCCAGUGGAUUUGGACGGCCAAGUUAAUACUCUUUUCAUGAAGAGCCAUUCAAAUAUGGUGCAGAGAGCAGCAAUGGGUUGGAGACUAUCAGCUCGCUCUGGGCCACGCUUUAAGGAAGCUCUUGGAGGGCCUUCUUGGGAUUACAGAAAUAUUAUUGAAAAGUUACAGGAUGUAGUGGCCUCCUUGGAGCACCAGUUCAGCCCAAUGAUGCAGGCUGAAUUCUCAGUGUUGGUUGAUGUAUUGUACAGUCCAGAGCUGCUGUUCCCUGAGGGAAGCGAUGCAAGAAUAAGAUGUGGCGCUUUCAUGUCAAAGUUGAUUAAUCAUACAAAGAAACUAAUGGAGAAAGAAGAAAAACUGUGCAUUAAAAUUCUUCAGACAUUACGAGAAAUGUUAGAGAAGAAAGACAGCUUUGUGGAAGAGGGUAACACAUUAAGAAAGAUACUUCUGAAUCGAUACUUUAAAGGUGAUUAUAGUAUUGGCAUGAAUGGACACCUAUCAGGAGCCUACUCCAAAACUGCACAGGUGGGAGGAAGCUUUUCUGGACAAGAUUCAGAUAAGAUGGGGAUAUCAAUGUCAGAUAUUCAGUGUCUGCUGGAUAAAGAAGGUGCCUCAGAACUUGUCAUCGAUGUUAUAGUGAACACCAAAAAUGACAGAAUUUUUUCAGAAGGCAUUUUCCUCGGCAUUGCCUUGCUCGAAGGAGGAAAUACACAAACACAGUAUUCUUUCUACCAGCAGUUGCAUGAACAAAAAAAGUCAGAAAAAUUCUUUAAAGUUCUCUAUGAUCGAAUGAAGGCUGCUCAGAAAGAAAUAAGAUCAACAGUGACAGUUAAUACCAUAGAUUUAGGUAGCAAAAAAAGGGAUGAUGACAAUGAAUUGAUGACAUCUGGUCCACGAAUGAGAGUAAGAGAUUCAACACUACAUUUAAAAGAGGGAAUGAAAGGGCAAUUAACAGAAGCUUCUUCAGCAACAUCCAAAGCAUAUUGUGUAUACAGAAGAGAAAUGGAUCCAGAAAUAGACAUUAUGUGCACAGGACCAGAAGCAGGAAACACUGAGGAAAAAUCUGCAGAGGAAGUAACAAUGAGUCCUGCAAUUGCCAUCAUGCAGCCAAUACUGAGAUUUCUUCAGUUACUGUGUGAGAAUCACAACCGGGAAUUACAGAACUUCUUGAGGAAUCAAAACAACAAAACAAAUUACAACCUUGUCUGUGAGACCCUUCAGUUUCUGGACUGCAUUUGCGGAAGUACAACCGGUGGCCUGGGCCUGUUGGGUCUCUACAUCAAUGAGAAGAACGUAGCACUGGUCAACCAGACCCUGGAGAGCUUGACUGAGUAUUGCCAGGGCCCCUGCCAUGAAAAUCAGACCUGUAUCGCUACACAUGAGUCUAAUGGGAUUGAUAUCAUCAUUGCUUUGAUUCUGAAUGACAUAAACCCUCUUGGUAAAUACCGAAUGGAUCUGGUGCUCCAGCUAAAGAACAAUGCAUCUAAACUUUUGCUGGCCAUUAUGGAAAGCAGACAUGACAGCGAGAAUGCAGAAAGAAUUCUUUUUAACAUGAGACCCAGAGAACUGGUGGAUGUGAUGAAGAAUGCCUACAACCAAGGAUUGGAAUGUGACCAUGGGGAUGACGAGGGUGGAGAUGAUGGUGUUUCUCCAAAAGAUGUUGGACACAAUAUCUAUAUUCUGGCCCAUCAGUUGGCCCGCCACAAUAAACUGUUGCAGCAGAUGCUCAAACCAGGAUCGGAUCCAGAUGAAGGAGAUGAAGCCUUAAAGUAUUAUGCCAACCACACUGCACAGAUUGAGAUUGUCCGGCAUGAUAGGACCAUGGAACAAAUAGUUUUUCCUGUCCCCAAUAUAUGUGAAUACCUCACUCGAGAAUCCAAGUGCCGUGUGUUCAAUACAACUGAAAGGGAUGAACAAGGAAGUAAAGUGAAUGACUUUUUCCAGCAAACAGAAGAUCUCUACAAUGAAAUGAAGUGGCAAAAGAAAAUCAGAAAUAACCCUGCACUGUUCUGGUUCUCGAGGCACAUCUCUCUCUGGGGGAGCAUUUCCUUCAACCUGGCUGUGUUCAUCAAUUUAGCUGUUGCUCUCUUCUACCCAUUCGGGGAUGAUGGAGAUGAAGGUACACUUUCUCCAUUGUUCUCGGUUCUUCUUUGGAUAGCAGUUGCAAUCUGCACAUCUAUGCUGUUUUUCUUCUCCAAGCCUGUGGGUAUUCGGCCGUUUCUUGUAUCAAUAAUGCUCAGAUCAAUAUACACAAUAGGUCUUGGGCCUACCUUGAUACUUCUUGGUGCAGCUAAUCUUUGUAAUAAAAUUGUAUUUCUGGUGAGUUUUGUUGGAAAUCGUGGCACGUUCACCCGUGGGUACCGAGCAGUCAUCCUGGAUAUGGCCUUUCUCUAUCACGUGGCGUAUGUCCUGGUUUGCAUGCUGGGCCUUUUUGUCCAUGAAUUCUUCUAUAGCUUCCUGCUUUUUGAUUUGGUGUACAGAGAAGAGACUCUGCUGAAUGUCAUAAAAAGUGUCACACGAAAUGGCCGCUCUAUUAUUCUAACUGCAGUCCUGGCUCUCAUCCUCGUCUACCUGUUUUCCAUUAUUGGGUUCCUUUUUUUGAAGGAUGACUUCACUAUGGAAGUUGAUAGGCUGAAAAACCGAACUCCUGUUACAGGCAGUCAUCAAGUGCCUACCAUGACUUUAACUACCAUGAUGGAAGCAUGUGCCAAGGAGAACUGUUCACCCACAAUUCCAGCUUCAAAUACAGCUGAUGAAGAGUAUGAAGAUGGAAUUGAAAGGACGUGUGACACUCUCCUUAUGUGCAUUGUCACCGUGCUGAACCAGGGCCUCAGGAACGGUGGUGGUGUGGGGGAUGUGCUAAGAAGGCCAUCAAAAGAUGAGCCCUUGUUUGCUGCCCGAGUGGUUUAUGACCUUCUUUUUUAUUUCAUUGUUAUCAUUAUUGUUCUGAACUUGAUUUUUGGUGUUAUCAUCGACACUUUUGCUGAUCUCAGAAGUGAAAAACAGAAAAAAGAAGAAAUUCUAAAGACAACUUGUUUCAUCUGUGGACUUGAGAGAGACAAGUUUGAUAAUAAAACGGUUUCAUUUGAGGAGCACAUUAAGUCAGAACACAAUAUGUGGCAUUAUUUGUACUUCAUAGUCCUGGUGAAAGUUAAAGACCCAACAGAAUACACUGGACCUGAAAGUUACGUGGCUCAAAUGAUUGUGAGGAAAAAGGAGAAGAAUUUGGAUUGGUUUCCUCGGAUGCGAGCCAUGUCCCUCGUUAGCAAUGAAGGCGACAGUGAGCAAAAUGAAAUUCGGAACCUUCAGGAGAAGUUGGAAUCGACCAUGAGUCUAGUCAAACAGCUGUCGGGUCAGCUGGCAGAGCUCAAGGAGCAGAUGACAGAACAAAGGAAGAAUAAGCAGAGACUGGGCUUCCUCGGAUCAAACACACCCCAUGUGAAUCAUCACAUGCCACCACACUGAUACCAUGGGGGGAAGCCGUGACUAGCCUUUCAUCAGUGUCCUGCCUGAUCACUGAAUAAAGAACUGAGAUGGAGGGGAGUGAACAGUGCCUAUUGUUGAAAAGUUAAAAACAACCAAGUGCCAAGAUGUUGAGUGGGUUAGCUCUGAGAACAAUUUAUAACUGUGUUUUCAUGGUUGCGAAGACCUAACCUCAAAUGCAUCUGCUAGAAAGCGUACAUCACACAUUCGCAAUGCAACAGGAAGAAAAGGCUUGCCCAAAAGGCUGGAGAGGGCAGGGAGCAUCAGGGUGGAAGGAGACACGGGGCAGAGAGAACUAUCUUCUGCUAAAUCGAUAGGAGUCAGUUUUGUCUUAAAUGCUGACUACAGCCACUGACAUGGUUGGCUGGAAUUUCUUUCUUUUAAUUGUGGCAUAUAGGUUCGUGAUACAAGAAGUCAUACUUUGGUGGCUAAGUUUUCCUAAGGAAAAUAACUGAAAAGAUGAAAAGUGAGAGUUGAAAAGAGAAAUGAUAAUGCUUCCAAACUGUAGCUGUCUCAGGGCAAUUUCUUUAUUUAUAACGUGAAGCACAAUGGAUUUACAGCUCUAGGAACUUAGUACUUUGGAGCUUUUGCCUCUCAUGCUGACAACAUAACAGAAUGUGAUUGCCUUCUCCGGAUUCCGACAGGCUCUGUCAAUGUGGAGCACAAAAGGAGAUUUUCGUAUAACUUGUUGAAAACGUCCUCUAAGUCAUGGAUAGGCUAAGAUUUUUUAAAGAUCUGGGGGAAUAAAAAGCCAACAGUAAACCCCAGGAAAGGGUUUUUAGAGACCGUGUGCAUGCUAUUAAAAUAUAUUGAGAUUAAUACAUGAACAUGCUUAAAGGUGAUAGGAAUUACUGAGAAACUUAUGGUGGUGGCAUUGCCUUUUCUAAACCUGCAGUGAAAGCUAUUUGACUCAUGUUUGCUGUGCCUAAAGAAUUGCUUCAGGAACUGAGCGUGUUUAUUUAUGGUAUUCCUGCAGUUAGGAAAAAAAAAAAUCCAAGAAAUGUAUUGAAUACUCAAGAAAAUGCUGCAUUUCAAUUACGUAUUUAAAACUGUAUCUGAAAGGGCUUUUCAAAAUGUAGAAAGACAAAAACCUCUUAUUCGAAUUGUUUUUAUGUUAAAUCAUGCACUCAGAAUUUGUGGAGGGAGAGAACCUGGCGUGUUCAGGUUAUUCUUAGAGACUACAUGUUUGGAAUAGCAGAGCAAAAUGUGGAUAAUUAAAGUGUUAGGAAAAGAAGCGGUGUGUUGGGACCCAGAGCAAUGAAUUUUUGAACUGAAGCUACUGGUACUCCCCAGCACCACCUCAUACUAAGAAUUCCUCACUCUGACAUGGUAGUAUUUUUUCUGACCAGGAGUUGAAAGACCCUGACAUUCGUGAUCCAAAGAUAUAAGAAAUUUUGAUAUGUCUGCAUGUAGCACAGAACUUUGAACCUAACAGGCAGUCAAUAAAUACAAGAGAAAUUUAGCUGUCAUUCAGUUACUCUUAAUUCUUUAUAAAACUUUAAGCGAUAGCACAUAUUUGUUUGUUUUAAAUGGCUUUCCCAAAAUCAAAGUAGACUAAAGCAGCCAUCUUUAAAAUCCAGGAUCAUCAAUGCUAUUAACAGUAUCAGGUUAAAAGUACACUUUAAAAUAUUUUAAUCAGGCAGAGUUUUAUGGAUAGAGAAUAGAAGAGAAAGGUGGUAAAUACUGAACAUAUUCCAAUAUAGGAACCUAUCUCUAUUUUAGUACAAAAUAAAAUAUUUCUGACAUCUGAACUAGAGGUCAAGAGAAUAAAUUCAUUUGUACACAUCUGAGCAACCUGUCUUUCAGAUGAUAAAGUAUCUAGCCUUUUCUGACACCAUAAUAGUUCAUUUUGUAGGGAAUAAGCCAUUAGGUGUAUAUAAUUGCUAUCUAGAAAUGACCUAAUGUCCCCAACCACUGUGUAGUGGCAGAUCACUGUUUCACAGCGUAUUUUCUCCUAAGGAAAGUAUUCAAAAGAGACUGCAACUAACAAGACUCUUAUUUCAUCAAAAUUUAAAUAUUUCUUAGUUGUAUUUUUAAUGCCUCUUUCUUUUCUGCCUAAAUGCUUAGAAAAGGCAUUUUUCAGAACAUCAAAUUCCUAAUGGAGAAGAUAAUGGGGAAAUUUGACAUUUGUUAUAAAUUUAUAUUUGUUAUGUGUAUGUUUGUUAAUGCAACUGGAAUAUUUGACCUAGGUAAGUAUCAGUUAACAUCCUUGUAUUUAUAUAGUGACAUCAAAAUAAAUGCAAUCAUCUUGGACUUUGAUGUUAAGGGAGAUUUUGAAAAAAAUAUUUAGUUAUUUAAAAUCCAUAUUGGUUCAAAAAUAUUAGUUUCUGCUGAAUAAUAUUUUUAAUUUCAAAAGGGUUUUGUUCCCUCUGUACUCCAUUCUGAGGCUCAAGAGCUUAAUGCAAGUCUGUUUUCUGAGUUAACACUUUUAGAUGAGAAAAUGCUUGUAUCAUAUAGGACUAUAAUAUAAAUAAAUAAUUUAUAUGUAUGCAAAAUAUAUCAUAUUUUCUACCCCUUAAAAAGUUAAAUUAGAAAUGAGCUUAUUUUCUUACACAUCAACAUUUUUCUGUUGGUAAAGAGGACACAACUUCUAGGGAUUGUUAAUAAUAUCAGGAAGAUAUUUCAUUCAUCAGAACUAAUUGUGUGCUUCUUCCCAUAUUCUCAGCUCAUAACUCCCUGUUUUGGCUGCUCUCUUUAUUUUACAAUUGUUUUAUUGCAAACAGCAAGGCAGUAUGGCCCACACUCAGCCCCCAGCCCCCAGCCCCCAGGACUGAGAAUGAGUGGGGAGGCUGGGGAGUUGGUGAGAGAAGGUGGAGAUAGGGAUUUCUGCUUCCCAGUACUCUUAUCAUUAGAGAAAAGGAGGGGUAAAUAUUACCUAAUAAGAAGAAAAAAGCUUAUUCUUCAGGGACCCAGUAGAUUGGAUAUAAGCAAGUAAAUAUCGCACAGGCAUCAUGAUAUAACAGUUGAUGGACCCCAGAGAUACCCCUUACCCAUGCAGAGAACAAAGCUGUGUGGAAGAGCAACUGCCAUAAGAUGGUGUGUUCCCUCCAGCGGCUGUUAAAGCCAACCUGAAUCACAAAUCAGCUAUUUCGACCUACAGACCCAUUCCAAUAUGCUGUGAUACACGACACGGUGCACCGCAGAGGAGACUGACACCUUCAGCACAAACACAGAUGCCUGCGGGAGCUUGGCAAGUCACUGAAUUGCACGAAAUUGUGAGGGGCACACCAAAUGCAGGGAUGGGGAAGGCCGUGGGAAGCUCCGUAUUCUCAAAGUUUGACAGCUAGUUCUGGUUUGUAGAAAAUGCCUGAGGCCAGUAGAGGCCCUGUAGUCACUCAUUGCUGCUGUUUCUGAUAUAAUUAUUGAGAAAGCUAUCUCAUUUAAUAGAAGAAAACAUGCACCAUCAAAACCAGAGAGCCUAACGUGCAUGUGAAAAUCGAGAAAUCUGAAAACAAAUCCAGGUACCCUUCUCUGAACUGGAGUGUUUCCACAGACUUGAAUAAUUUAUGAAAUUAUCACACCAGUACUUCUCAUAUCACCAAGAAGACUUUCUAUCCUGCCGUAGAGGGUUACUAUAUUUGCCUAAAAACACAAUUCCAAUAUAUGUCAAGGGCAGAUAAUUUAUAAGUAAAUGUUAAUAAAAUUGGAUGUGUAUAA